This is a messenger RNA of Dromiciops gliroides (monito del monte), 10445 nucleotides long. RefSeq names its product cyclin dependent kinase like 5 (gene CDKL5). Bases 454 to 3543 code for a protein of 1029 amino acids. Gene Ontology annotation, biological process: regulation of dendrite development; positive regulation of axon extension; protein phosphorylation. NCBI's taxonomy places the organism in Eukaryota, Metazoa, Chordata, Mammalia, Microbiotheria, Microbiotheriidae. Gene Ontology annotation, cellular component: nucleus; dendrite cytoplasm. Gene Ontology annotation, molecular function: protein kinase activity; ATP binding. The record is from RefSeq and is a predicted model, not a curated record. The transcript is spliced from 19 exons.
CACGUCGUUUUCGUCUCCACCCUCAAUUUUAGUUUUUUUUUUUUUUAAGUAAAUCUUGCUGGAGUCCUACACAGGUCUAGAGAUUUCUACCCUUCUCUUCUCGGUUUGUGAUGACUUCAUUGCCUCACCGCUAGAUUAGGAAUCUGCAGUUUGAGGGGGCUGUGCCUUCUCCAGAAGUGAGGCACAGUUUGCAGCAGCAAGCGGCAUGUGCACGAAUGGCAUUCCCAAGUCAUCCAGCUAUUUGUUCCCAAUUCAGAGAAGAGGAUGUCAGAGUGCUGGAUAGGGGGGAAUCAUUUUAUACUUCAGAAUUAGGACAAGUAUGUGAGAAUUCCCAUCAGUCAGCGUGGAUUUCUUUCUUCAAGCUCUUUGAAUAAAACCAGCUACAUAACUUUCUCAAAUAACUCUUCUUUGUGCCAUGUUCUGUGGCUUGCAUCAAAAGAAGAAUUUGUCUUCAUGAAGAUUCCUAACAUUGGUAAUGUGAUGAAUAAAUUUGAGAUCCUUGGGGUUGUAGGUGAAGGAGCCUAUGGAGUUGUACUAAAAUGCAGGCACAAGGAAACACAUGAAAUUGUGGCAAUCAAGAAAUUCAAGGACAGUGAAGAAAAUGAAGAAGUCAAAGAAACAACUUUACGAGAGCUUAAAAUGCUUCGAACUUUAAAACAGGAAAAUAUAGUGGAACUGAAGGAAGCUUUCCGAAGAAGAGGAAAAUUAUAUUUGGUGUUUGAAUAUGUAGAAAAAAAUAUGCUCGAAUUGUUGGAAGAAAUGCCAAAUGGAGUUCCACCUGAAAAAGUAAAAAGCUAUAUCUACCAGCUAAUCAAGGCAAUUCACUGGUGCCAUAAGAACGAUAUUGUGCAUCGAGAUAUAAAACCAGAAAAUCUUUUAAUCAGCCAUACUGACAUCCUGAAGCUGUGUGAUUUUGGUUUUGCUCGGAAUCUAUCAGAAGGCAACAAUGCCAAUUAUACAGAGUAUGUGGCCACCAGGUGGUACCGUUCCCCUGAACUGUUACUUGGAGCUCCCUAUGGAAAAUCUGUAGAUAUGUGGUCUGUGGGCUGUAUUCUUGGGGAGCUUAGUGAUGGGCAACCUUUAUUUCCUGGAGAAAGUGAAAUUGAUCAACUUUUUACUAUUCAGAAGGUGCUAGGACCACUUCCAUCUGAGCAGAUGAAGCUCUUCUACAGCAAUCCUCGUUUCCAUGGGCUUCGGUUCCCAGCUGUUAAUCAUCCACAGUCUUUGGAGAGAAGAUAUCUAGGAAUUUUAAGUGGCGUUUUGCUUGACUUAAUGAAGAAUUUACUGAAGUUGGAUCCAGCAGACAGAUACUUGACAGAACAGUGUUUGAACCAUCCUUCAUUUCAAACCCAGAGACUCUUGGAUCGUUGUGGAACUUCACCUUCACGAUCAGCAAAGAGAAAACCAUACCAUGUUGAAAGCAACACAUUAUCUAAUAGAAAUCAAGCCGGCAAAAAUGCCGCUCUGCAGGCACAUCACCGAUCUAACAGUAAGGACAUACAGAACCUGAGUGUUGGACUUCCACGGAGUGAAGAUGUGCUUCCAGCAAGUGAGAGCUUCCUCAAUGGAAAUCUUUCUGGAGCUUCCCAUAGUCCCAUGCACACCAAACCCUAUCAAGCAAGUAACCCACCUGGAUCUGCAAACAAAGAGCUCACCAGUAACAACAUUCCACAUCUUCUUAGCCCCAAAGAAUCAAAAUCAAAAACCGAAUUUGAUUUCAGUAUUGACCAAAAGGCUUCUGAGGGCCCAGGCACAAAAUACCUUAAGUCAAACAGUAGGUCUCAACAGAACCGACACUCUUUUAUGGAAAGUUCCCAAAGCAAAACUGGAACACUACAGCCUGGUGAAAAGCACGGCCGGCAUAGCUACAUAGACACUAUUCCCCAGUCUUCUAAGAGUCCUUCUUAUAGAGCAAAGGCCAAAAGUCAUGGGGUGCUGACUGACUCCAAAUCUGUGAGUAACCUUUCUGAAGCCAGAGUUCAGAUUUCUGAUCCCAAUAGCAGCAGGUAUUUUCCGUCCAGCUGCCUAGACUUGAACUCUCCCACCAGCCCAACCCCUCCCAGGCACAGUGACAGUAGAACUUUGCUUAGUCCUUCUGGGAGAACUAACCGUAGUGAGGGCACUCUGGACUCACGGCGAACAGCAACAAGGCAUUCCAAAACAAUGGAGGAGUUGAAACUGCCCGACCACAUGGAUGGGAGCCAUUCACACUCGCUGUCUGCACCACAUGAAUCUUUUUCCUAUGGUCUAGGCUAUACCAGCCCUUUCUCUUCCCAACAGCGGCCUCAUAGGCAUUCCAUGUACGUGACUCGGGACAAAGUGAGAGCGAAAGGCUCAGAUGGAGGCUUGAACAUAGGGCAAGGGAUGGCAGUCAGAGCCAACAGCCUUCAACUAUUAUCACCACAGGUACAACUUAGGCUAUUCACCAGAUCUGUUGGCACAUCACGGGAAGAUGGUGCAGAGGAUUUGAAUGGGCCAGGAGAACAGAUCCCCACAGAGCUAAGUGUAUCACGGUCUUCAGCUAAAGAAACCUCACGUGAGGGCACAUCUUCAUUUCACUCACGGCAAAAAUCUGAGGGUGGAGCUUAUCAUGACCCCCACUCAGAUGAUGGAGCAGCCACGAAAGAAAACAGACAUCUGUAUAAUGAUCCUGUUCCAAGAAGAGUUGGUAGCUUUUACAGAGUUCCAUCUCCACGCCCGGAUAAUUCAUUCCAUGAAAAUAACGUACCUUCCAGAGUUGCUUCUCUGCCAUCAGAGAGCAGCUCUGGGACAAACCACUCAAAAAGACAAACAACAUUUGAUCCGUGGAAAAGUCCUGAAAAUCUUAGUCAUGCUGAACAACUCAAGGAGAAGGAGAAGCAAGGCUUUUUUAGAUCCAUGAAGAAGAAAAAGAAGAAAUCUCAAACAACAGACUCCACCAACGGGGAGAAUCCAAGCAUCAAGAAAUCCCUCUUUCCUCUUUUUAAUUCAAAGAAUCCUUUAAAGCAUAGUUCUUCUUUGAAAAAGCUUCCUGUAGUCACUCUACCUAUGGUGCCCAAUACAGAUGGUCAGGAUCUUCUGGCAUUACAGAAAGCCAUUCACUCGACUAAUCACCAAAGCAGCCGGCCGAAGGAGUGGCGCCCCGAGAAGAUCUCAGAUCUUCAAGUUCACAGUCAGCCAUUAAAAUCACUCCGGAAGCUGUUACAUCUCUCUUCGGCCUCAAACCAUCCCACUUCCUCGGAUCCCCGCUUUCAGGCCUUACCGAGUCAGCAAGCCAAAAGCUCCUUUUCGGAAGUGCGGAUUCACCCCAUGAGCCAAGCUUCCAGCAGCAGCAGCGGCAGCACCACGCGGGCCGAGGCCACGCCCAAGGCCCGGCCGACGCUUCAGCUGCCAGGUCAGAUAGAGCCAGGCUGGCACGUGUCCCCCGUGAGCAGAAGCACCAAUGAGGGGCCAUCCUACUCUGAACAGCUGGGCUCUAAGAGCGGGCCAAAUGGGCACACGUAUAACAGAACAAAUCGAUCACGGAUGCCAAAUCUGAAUGAUUUAAAAGAGACAGCCUUGUAAUUAUGCUCCAGGGCUUGGGGGGGGGGGAAGCCAGCUCCCUGGGGAGAGGGAUGGGGUAGGAAGGGAUGGGUACAGACAAGGCCGGGGGUGGUAAGCCAGUAUUUUCAGCCUUAUGAAGGUGUGUGCAAUAUUGUGUAUGUGGUGCUGCGUCAUUGAGCACCACAUUAGUCGUCAGGGAUCAUAUAGGAAAUGAGCUGAAUUAUUGAUUGCCAGUCACCAGAAGUCUCCCUUGAUGUUGGAGUUCAGGAAGAAGUUGCCUGAUUCUCUCCCCCGCCCCACACCCCUCCCUGACAUUCCAGCUUUAGUGUGCUCCCUGAUGAAGCUGGGAAGCUAAAGCAGGCCUUGGCACUUCAAGGGAUGGAAAAAUUAAGUGUCUCAACCUACGUCCUUACCACAUACUUUCUGCCUAGUUGAAAUGUGGGGCUUAUGUAAUCCAACCCUAUCCCUUUCUUUCAAGGGUCAGAAGUCGAAUUGUAUGUCUUAAAUUUGGUUUUUUUUUUUAACUUCCAUAUUUGAUAAGAUUUGUAACAUUUAUUUAUGAUUAACUAAUGUUGUACUGUUAUAAUCAUACCUUUUAUGUUACAAUCUAAAGUUAUUUUGAGCUGUUUGAAACAUUGUGAAGCAGUGCGACAGCAACAGUAGUUUCUAUAAAAACUAAACAGUAACAUUUAUAUAUUGCAUCAGGAGUAUUUUAUUCUAUAUAUAAAUAUAUAUAUAUAUAUGGUAAAUACCUGUCUGUUUUAUAAAUAUCUUCAUUUAAAGAAAGUAUUGUUAUGACACUAUCUGCCAUAUUUUUAUACAUUUGUGAUAUAAAGUGCAGUAUUAUACUUCUAAUAAAAGGGAGUUGAAUUGUGGCCAUGUAUGAAUCCUGCUCCCCUGGAAGAGUGCAAUGCUCACGGCACGAUCAGCAGCAGCAGAGUGUGUGCCAUCUACUCCCAGCCCUGCUAGAGGUGGGGGGAGAAAAAGCAAAGGACCAGGUACUGCCCAGCUAGCUGCAUUGUCAUGAAGACCUCAGACUGUUUUUUCAGUCCAUGCAUGAUUAGCUCCCCUUUGUGUUAGUGAAAGUUACAUGUGCACGCACUGAGAACAGCUCUGGGAUCCCUUACAUUUCUUGGUACAGUGAAAGUGCCCCUUAAAAACUACAAUUAAAAACAGAUGCUCUUCCAUGGAAUAUUAUGGGGUAUAGACCAAAGAAAUCCAACAUGAUUUGUAAGUGGAAUUUCAAAGUUGUGAAUUUACAUAAGGUAAACUGCAAAUCAUGGCAUAUCAGGUUUAUGCUUAGGUAUCUUAUUCAUUUGUAUUGUAUUGGGUAACUAAGACAGACUACAUUCAUGUAGUAUUCUGACUUAAAAUGCUGCUGUCCUUUCUUUCUUGCUAUUUUUGAAUAUAUUUUAAAGCUUCCAAAGCAGUGAAAUCUAGUUAUAAGAAAAUUGUCACAUGCCCUAUUUUUCUCUAGAGUCUCAUUAGAAUACCAUUUCCAGCAAGGUUACCAUUGACACUGGCUUUAGGGACUUUCCUAUGAUAUGGUAGUGUUUAAGUAUAACAAAUAUAGUGUCAGAACAAUACCACUUUUUCUUAUCGUUCCUUCCCCUUCACUCCCAAGUUGCUCACAGAUGUCAUCGAGGCUUUUUGACCUUGUGUGACAGUAGCCAGUGAUUGUGCUUUAUGUGUAUUUUGUCCUGCACUAGCAAUAAAUCACCUAAACACAUUCACCUGUCCACAAUCCUCAGUUUUGGGAGUACCCAGUUGGCAGCCCUUUUGAAGAUUUCUCUCUCUCUCUCCCUCUCUCCCUCUCUCCCUCUCUCUCUCUCUCUCUCUCUCUCUCUCUCUCUCUCUCUCUCUCUCUCUCUCUCUCUCUCUCUUUCUCUCUGUGUAUCUCUCUCUCUGUCUUUCUGUCUCUCUCUCUCUCUCUGUGUCUUUCUCUCUGUCUGUCUUUCUCUCCCCUAGGGCUUACAUUGAAAGAGAAGAGAGUAUAUUUAUCUGCCCACUAACGCCAAAGGGCGUGGCUUUGUCAGGGUUUGUUCUGCUAUCACAGAUCUGACUGCCUCAGAUCCCAAAUCAGUCAUGACAAAUGAAAAAUGUAACAAACUGAACCGCUAUGACCACAGUUUUCCCUAGGAUUUUGAAAAACUGGUAACCCUAAUGAUUAUGCAGAAUACAAAAAAGGAGGUUCCAUUUCUCUAUGGACUCCCUGAAAUGUUAGAUUGUGUGUGUAUUGCAUUCAUAUUUAUAUUAUGAUUUUUUGUGUAUAGAUUAUAUGUAGAACUCAUUGGUGCUUUUUGUUUCAUUUUCAAUAAAUAUGUUGGACACUAAAGACAAACUUAAGGUGGGCUUGAUAUUAUCAUUGAAGCCAUUUGGUUUGAAAUCCAUUAAUAAUCUAGCAAGCUGUGCUUUUUGUUCAUUUUUUAAUAGUUAGAUUUUUUCUCUCUUCCACCAGUUCAGGACAUUUCAGCUGGCCCUGCAUUGUCUUGAACUGAAUUUUUCCUGCAAAACUACUCUAUCUUAUGUAACAGUUAAAAACCUAACAGCAUUCAUUUAUCUGAGUGCCUAUGACACUGGAAAGCCUGCAUGGUCAACACUUUAACAAUAGGGCUACAACCCUUCCCCAAAACCUUCCUUAAAUGUUAGUAAACCCAUUUUCAGCAUAGAAGGGAUCUUAGUGCCUUUGGCACUUGGAUAGGGGAGGGAGCCGUUUCUUGUUCACCCAUGCUUUAUCCUACUGGUGUCUCGUAUAUGGGAACAUUUAUGUUGGUUGUUUUCUGAAGCAGGGCCUGAAGUUGUCAGAAGUAAUCAUUCUUCUUCCAACUGCAAGGAAUAGGUGGUUAAAAGUACUUUUGAUAUAUUCCUGGAUCUGAACCAGAAAACAGGCACACUAUUAAUAGCAUUUUGGAAGGAGAUCUUUAGCCUGUCUUCUCAUCUUUGAAAUUUUUCAUUGAUCCUAGAUGUGAUCUCAAGUUCAAUUGAUGGCUUAUUUUCUUCCUAUUCAUAGAAGGGGUACUCAAGUUUUCUCACACAUCUAGUUGGUUUCAAAGAGGUCAUAUUAGCUUGGAGCUGUUGCUUUUACCAGAAUCUAGUGUGUUGCUCCUUCUCUCAAAGGUUUCCCUCAUGGGUCAUUCUUGAAAAAAAACAUGCUGGAUAGGGAACCACAAAGUUGAUUAAUUCGAGUGUAUGCCAUCUAUACACUUACUGGAUGUCAUAAACCUUCUAAGAAUGAACUAACCUAAUUAAAGCUUAAAGGGAAUACUUAGACUUGUUUAUGUAACCCAAGCAGCCUAGAUUCAUUGAAGUUUAAAGUCAGUGAUACAGUUUCCGGAAUUACCCAUCAUAUUAUGGAAAAUAAGUUUUGAGGCACUUAUGGAAUCCUUUCUCUUGUCCGCCUUUAUUUUUAACCACUGCUACCAUUUCAUCUGAGAGGCUCAAGUUGUAUUUGACUCUCUCAGAUCUUUGAGGCUCGUACCAAGUGUUGUUGGGUAGCAUUUGGAGCCUGAGAUCACAACGAAGUACUGUUCUUACAGAAUGCACUGACUCUUCAUUGUUCCCAAGUCACCUGGACCAACUCACAGACUGGAUUUGCCAAGUUGAGCCUCUUUCCCCAAAUUAUGGAAUUAAAGCUAUAGAUUAGGUGGCUAACAAACCCUUUCAAGUUGAAGUUUUGGAUAAAGCCUCUACUCUUAAUCAUCAUUGCUGUUUUCUGCCUAUUGAAGGGUAGGUGUGUAUUUUGGGAGAGAUAUUUUAAGCUUGAAAUUUCAGGUUAGUUCCUCCAGAAAGUGCUUAAUGCAGCCAGCUGAUUUGAGAGCAGAUAACAAGUUGGAAGUUUGAGUUGAUUUGCACUUGCUGCUAUGGGGAACCUGUAGGUUUUAGCAAAAAUUUACAGAGCACAGUGGUCUUGGUUAUUCAUGCUGCUUGCUAGUUAUAAAAGAAAACGAUGUCAUCUGCCAGGCAGAUUUGGAACCUAAAGUGUACUGGUGGUGUGGUUAUUUUAGAAGUAUUUGUGCCUAUAUUUAUCAUGGUAAAAUCUUUGUAAAAUAUGCUCUAGGGUCUAACUCCUUACGGUCUAACAAUAUUCUGAGCUCAGAGCUCUGCUGGUUAGUUUAUAGUAACAAAUGUAAUGGAAAAAUAUAUGUUAUGGUAGUACAAACUCAAGGUAGCCAGUUCAGUAUCUUAAUAGCCUGAAAAUAAGUGGUGUAUUCUAGGGGAGGGAGGGGGGAGGAAAUGUUUCUCAUUCUACUUAACAUUGCUUAUUUAAUAUCAUGCUAUCUACUAUUCUGUAACUUCAAAAAGUAAUCUUCCAGCUACGUAUCGAUUGUUUCAGAUACAACUUUUUAAAAAGUAGAGGAAGAGUUAUUUUCAAGUUUUUGGAAAGAUCUAAUUCUAGCCAUCAGAAUUCAGCUGGUAUAUACCAGGAUCCUUGAAGGAAGAGAGAGUGUCAAUUUUCUCAGAUCUGUUCUUAUAACUCUAAGAUGAUGAAAUCUGUGUAUUGUCCUGGUCCAGAUAUACUCUUCAGAGACUACUAGUUUUAUAUCUGGAAGGCCGUCAUCUCCAGCAUGAGUGGGUGUUUAACAAUAUCACUAAGCUACCUAAAAACCCCUUUAUGACAUGAAAGCAUUACAGAGUAGACACAAAGAUGAACCAUGUACACUAGAAUAUUUCCAUGUGCAUUCACACUUUUUUUUUUCCUGCAUGAGUCGUUGCAUGAACAAUGGAGCUCCCCUGCGAUAUGAACUCCUUGAUAUAAAAGAAAGGAGUGUGGAGACCAUAGUGGGACUGUUCAGACUAUAGAUAGGAAUGUGGCCUUUGGAAUGGGAUCUUUGAGGGUGGGUAGUUUUGUUUUGUUUUGAAAUAGAGUAUCCGCUCCUUCAGUGGUAGUCCUGGAAGUCCUGGUGCUGACCCUCAAAAAGUUUUGGCCCCAGAAAUGAUGAGCAAAUACAAGAAAUAACAGAUUAUAAAUGGGUCACUUGUUUUUGUAGGUACUACAAUCAUGAUUGAGUAGAGAGGGUAGAUAGUCUGUCGAUUUUAUGGAAUAAAUGAUUUCAAUGAUUUUAUGGAAUAAACCUCUAAAGACCCCAGUCUCAUGGCCAUGCAUAGAACAACUACCAGCCACAACACAAACACCUUUUCUCUAAAGCUCUGUUCAUCAUUCUGUGAGAUAUUAAAGUUGAUUGUGAGACUCAUUUCUGAUGUCUCUUUAGUUUCCAUGGGUCAGUCAGCGUACUUGUGUGUUUGCUAUGGAAUACAAAGUAUCAUCAAAAUGUGACUUAUUUUCCCAUAGAUUUACUCAUUAGGUUUGGGAUUUUUGUUUUAUUUGCUGGCAAAGAUGUGUAAUAGUCACCACCUUAGAUUUUCAGGGCUAAUAGAACUGAGCUGUAUUAAUAUAAUACUGUAUUAAAUUCUUUGUAGGAGGGGCCCCUCCUUAUCUUUUCUAUGGGGCUUAGAGUCCUUUCUCUUUUGCCUCGUUUGGUCCUUGUGUCAACAUAAGAUCAUGAUCUUGCACCUUAAAAAUCAAUCUCUUUGUAGUAUUCAGAUUUAAAGUUGCCUUGUUUUCUUCUCUUCCAACACAGUGCAUCCAGGAGAAAGGCCUUGUGUGUUCCUCCAUCUACCCUAUUUGUUGUAUCUAUAGACCGUUGUAUUAAGAUUUCCUCAGGACUUCCUUUGGUUUCAGUUUAUCACACUUCUUCAGGAAGUUGUGACUAGUUUCAUUCAGCAGUAGGACCAACUUGUCAUGGUGCUUUGCUUCAUUUCAAAUAAAAAGAGCCUUAGGAAUACAAAAAGUAGGUGAGAUGGUGUUUAUAAACAUACAGGAUGCUCUUUGCCUUGUUUACCAGAGGAUCCAGUUGGUCAAAGCUAUCAGAGUCACAUGAACAGAGAAAACGUUCACUUCUGCAGAAUAAAGCUCUCCAUGUAAACUUAGAAGAUAUUAAAAAAAUGGAUAGCAAAGUUUUGUCUUUAUUUUGACAUAGUUUUCAUUAAAUAUGUAAAAAUCCCUUGUGGUCGGUUAUAUUUCCCUUCCCUUGGGCCUUUUUUAAUUGGGUGGUUGGCUUUGGGGUUUUUUUGGGGGGUGGGGUUGUCAGUUCUUAAUCUUAGUUGAGUCAGGCUGGUUGAUGGAAUGAAGGAAUUUUUCACCUAUAAAUUUGGAUUAACUCGAACAAGUAAACCCAACUACAAGAGUCAUCCCAAAAUACUGUCCCUAAGAAUUGUGUUAUGCCAUUGGGAAUUUCAGAAUAGUUGUUUUGUAUUUAGGAGAAAUUUCAGAAUUUCUUCAGUCCCCAAUAAGAGUAAUAUAGCUUCUGUGGGGAAAAUAUGGCUCAGGGUGAACUUGAGAACUUAGUUUUGUUUUUUGUUUUUGACCAGACAAGAGGAUAAGGCUAAGCCAAAAUGAUGUGAUAUAACAUCCAAAUUUAUGGGUAAAGAAUUACUAGAAAUUCUUAAAUGCACAUACUUUAUAAUCAUAACCUUAUACUUUUUACUGUGGAAAGGAGGUGAUGGAGUAUUAAUCUUUUUAAUCCUUGAGUCCAAACUGACUUUAACAUGUUGAAUAUUAAAAUACUUCACAAGUUAAUAAACCAUUUGUAAAGUGUUUAUAAAACUUUGUAUCAUGUGUUGGUACACGUUAUCAAGUUUUUUCUGGCAUGUAUUCCAUUCUAACUUCUGUAAAAUUUCUAUUGUUCCUGUAAAUAUUAUAAAAAUAUUUAUCCCGUGGUAACCUUAAUUAUCAGCAUGAAAAUGGUUAAUUUUUACUGAGCACAAUGUAUUUUUGAAUGGACCUUCCAAAAAUACGUCUUUAAUAAAAUGCAGAUUUUGCACUAGAAAAUCGAUGUUGUCCAGAUUGCUGUAACUCCAAAUUCUUUCAAGCUAACAGCAUUGAAUUCCUUCUUAUGAUAGCAUGUGGCUUAUUUUUAUUUCUU